Messenger RNA from Tachysurus vachellii, 3328 nucleotides. It is a transcript of the gene ifngr2, whose product is annotated as interferon gamma receptor 2. The coding region runs from base 478 to 1425 and encodes 315 amino acids. The transcript has 7 exons. Gene Ontology annotation, molecular function: protein binding. The record is from RefSeq and is a predicted model, not a curated record. Lineage: Eukaryota; Metazoa; Chordata; Actinopteri; Siluriformes; Bagridae.
AGUUGUAAAUGCAGUUUAAGUGGUGAUAUAAACAUAUCACUCACAAGUGUACAUGACCCGGAAAUGCCUGUCAUAAGACUACCAUAAAGGUUAACACGUCAAGCCACAAAAACCGCAGAUGCGACGUUGCAGGAAACCUUAUUUAAACCUUUACUGUAUAUUUCCUGCAUAAUCAAUAUCACGCCAUAUUAGCAUAUAGCAUACAGUACAGUAUUAGCCUGCGACUAGGCGCAAUUUAUCGUAACACAUCCCUGACAUUUUCACUUCUCCAUUUGUUUCUUCCGGCUGAGAAGAAACUGUUUAUAUCGAGCCCCAACUUAACCCAUUUUCUCUGUAGAAGUGCACUACACAGGGCACAACAACAUGGCGUGGGCGCCCUACGUAGCCAACUAUGUUUACCUCAGGACGGCAUUUGGGAUUCGUCCUCAGUGGAAGUGUGAAGGAAGAUGACUGUAUGUGACCGACAUUAUUGUCGUUAUGGACUGGAGAAUCGCUUUUCUUUUAAUCGAGGUGUUCAUAAAAGACUGCGUAUGUUCGAUUGAAUUAUCUUCACAAAAUGUUAAAGUCAAAUCUUCGGUGUUAUCCUGGAAUCAUCCAAAAGACUACACUAACAUCACGUAUGCUGUUCAGUACAACACGACGCUCAGUGAAUGGCAUGAAGUGUACAGAGGAACUCAGCAUCAGUUCAACUUCUCGGCAAAGGCAGAUGAUUUCUAUGGGAAGAGAUUUCGCGUGCGAUCAGAAAGAGGAAACCAAACGUCCGCCUGGGUGACGUCAAAGCUGGUUCAGUGUGUUCACAUUCACACGUGUGCUCCUUUAAUAGAGCUGAAGGUGGAGACAGACAAGGUACACCUGUGGAUGAAACACAGAGACGAGAGUCUGAAGAAGGAGAAAGGUGGACACAUCGAGUUCAGACUUCUGUACUGGAAGAGAAAUGGCUCUAAUAAUAAAGAGGAGCUCUGGAAGCCCUUUGUCAAUUCCGUCCACCUCAUCCUUGAUGACCUGGAGUCAAGAGAGGAAUAUUGCUUCCAGGCAGAGUAUUGGUAUCUCAACAAGCCCUAUGGACAGCCCAGUCAGGAAAUAUGUACAGUUAUCCUUGAAACAUCCUUUCGGCGAAACCUGCGUGUUAUCAUGCUCGGUUUGCUAACAAUAGGGGCGCUGGCCUUCCUGGGAGGUUGCCUGUAUUUUGUUCACAAACAUCACAAAAGGAUUAAAGCACUGUUUCAGCCUCCUCUGGACAUCCCUGCGCAUUAUGAAGAGUUCUUUUUCACCGAAUUCCCUGAGCGUCCAGCCACUCAUCCUGCUAGCCAAGUGGCUGAGUUAUGUGACAUCGUAGCUUUGGUGGAGGAUGUUGCAGAAGGCGAGGACAGAAGAGCGAACACAGCAUUCUCUCCUGAUGGACUUGUGAGGAAUGAGAACUUUUGAUACUUUAUAUUUUUCUACAUUGACUUGAUGCAAUAUUGUCCUCUUGCUUACCUUCUGUGAUUUUUUUCGCGCAUGAAAAAUGCAUUUUUCCAACUUCUGAACAGUCAUGUUAUUGAAACAAGCCAACCUCAUGACCACGGAGAUUAAUCUGCUUUGUUGGUUGUUACAUUUACGUCAAAUAAUUAGAGAAAGCGACAGAAUCCUGACGAACUGUUAUUUACUGGUAGCUUGUAACUUUAUUUUAAGUGUGUGUGUGUGUGUGUGUGUGUGUGUGUGUGUGUGUGUGAGAGAGAGAGAGAGUGAGGGACGAAGUUAGGGGGGACUAGGAGGUUCAAAGGUGCACUUUGACACUUUAAACUUCAAUAAUGUCAACUUUAGAUGAGUACUAGAAUUUUUCAGCUCAGCCUGAGGUGUUUACUUGGUCAGAGAUUGAUUGAGCUUCCAACAGGAUCAUUCUUUCAAAUCAACCCGCUCAUUUUUUUUUUUUUGGUGAUCUGUACAUCUUGUUUACAUUUGUUUCUUAAUUAACAAUACAAAAAACACACAUUAGUACAGGUUAUUGUUUUCAUAUACAUACAAUUCUUUGUUUUCAAAAAAGAAGUGAAUAUUUCUGGAGAUAUGUAUCUAUCAAUCUGUGUAACUCUGGGGCAUGUAAACGGUAUGAUAAAAUAAUAAUAUGAUAAUAACAACCUAAUGAUCAAUUCUGUAUGUUCCAGAUUCUGCUUACACUUUACAAAUCAACACUAUUUAGUCAAAUUCAUUUAAUUAUGUGGUUAGAAAACUUAGAACAAUAGACGAGAAGACUAACGUAAACGUAGACUUGCACAUGGAUUUCUUUUUAGAUGGAAUAUGAUUUUAAUUUAUUUUUAUGUUGUUUAUGCACUUAAAGUGUCCUUGAAGUCUCAAUCAAAAACAUUCUCACGCUUGUUCAUUAGGUUUUUGUGAAACCCAGUCAUUAUAUAUUAUUGGACUUAAUAAAAGUAAAUAAAUAAAGCAACACAAACUCAUACAUAAACUUCUGCCUUUCAGCCUUUACCCUGAUCAGUCAUUUUGUGCUCUUAGCUGCACACCUUAUAUGGAGUUUGGUGGGCGUCACUGCAUGUACAGUAAAUGAGCUGUGUGCUUUAUGUUUACAUUGUGCAGCACUUUGUUCAGACCUUUUGAAACUAAUUUACAAGUGUUCUUUACUUGUAUAGUAGAAAAGACUAUAAUUAUUCAGAUUUGACAGACUUCAACUCACUGUACACUAAAAGAGAUUUCAUGUAGAACGGGUCAUGGCCCAUCCUGAAACUGCUCAAUUUCCUUCACUAAAUAUUCAGUGCUUCAACUGUUGAGUCCUUGAGCAAGGUCUUUAACUCUCUCUCUGCUCCAGGGUCUCGCUGCCCUGUGCUCUGACCUAAAAAGAAAAUGUUAACUUUUCAUUGUGCAAUGUAUAUGUGACAAAUAAAACAUACAUAAAUUUUGCCUUUAUUUUAUAGCAGUGUUUUACUUCAGUGCUGCUUCAGGUACUGAGACAAAAAAUAAUAUUUAAAACAACCACCAAAUGUAUAUAGAUCUAUGUUUUGGGGAACAGAAAGACAAAAAACUUUUGACUUGCCCUUGAGCUAUGAGUGCAAAUUCAUUAUUAUUGUUGUUUUUUUAAUUACCUACUGCAUGUGUUUUAGUUUUCUCAAUUGAAAUAUCUGUUACUUGAUCUAGAGCUUUAUUUACCAGCUGUAUGUGUUGAUCUGUAUUUUUUAAGGAUGUGUUGCUGCAUUCUACAAUGGAUUUUUAUGUCUUUUCUCCAUCUUUUUUACACACCAUCCCAACAGCAAUUAUGAUUUUGCUGUAAAUAAUACGAAUGUGAAUCUAUAGAUCUUCAUGUCACUCUGUACUUUAAUAAAAAAAAAGUUUUUUGACUAGA